This is a messenger RNA of Rotaria sordida, 351 nucleotides long. The record is from the annotation of a GenBank genome assembly. NCBI's taxonomy places the organism in Eukaryota, Metazoa, Rotifera, Eurotatoria, Philodinida, Philodinidae.
AUGACUCGCAAUUAUUCAUUCGUACUUUACUCGCCAUCGUCUUCGUUAUUUAACAAAUUCGAAUUCUCAAAAACAAACAUCAUGACUGAUCGUAAAGCUGUUAUUAAAAAUGCUGAUAUGUCGGAAGACAUGCAACAAGAUGCUGUUGAUAUUGCAACACAAGCACUUGAAAAAUAUAAUAUUGAAAAAGAUAUUGCUGCUUAUAUAAAAAAAGAAUUUGAUAAAAAAUAUAAUCCAACGUGGCAUUGUAUUGUUGGUCGUAAUUUUGGUUCAUAUGUAACACAUGAAACCAAACAUUUUAUUUAUUUUUAUUUGGGUCAAGUUGCUAUUUUACUCUUCAAAUCAGGCUAA